AUGCAGAGCAACGACCAUCAAUCUGACUUGAACCCAGGGACAGUUGGGAGUGCUCAUAGAGUACAAUGUCCCCCUCUCAGUCAAGUUCUCUCCGAAUUGGCUUCACUGCCACCGGCCUCCACACUUGCGGCAACUGAGCCGUUGCCAUCUGAAGAACAGAAGAACUUGUUCGAGUCCCUGCAAAAAUGCCUCAAAGCUGCAGAGAAUGCAGACGUUUCGGACGCUCUGAAAGAGACUCCAGAUAUUCUUCAGAAACUGUGGAAGUGCAGAUCACCUUACCUAGUACCAGCUGCAGAGGCUAUGGCGAAUGGCAGCAGAGCCCCCUUAUGGCGGGUAUCCUAUGGCAAGACUGGGGUUUUCGACUUCUUCCUUCAGCUUAUAGCGUCGAAGGAGACCAUUGAUAACAGAGUCAUCCUCCAUGCGUUACGGCUCGUCGGCAAUUCCUGUGCUGACACUAAUGAGAAUAGAGAGACUGUAGUGGAGCACAAUUACACGGCUGCUAUUGUACAGCACUCAAACAAUCCAGAAUUGAUUCAAGUGGUAAUCCCUGUCCUUUAUAACAUUUGCAUCGACUUCGGGCCUGCUCAGACACAGUUAGCUGCCGAUAAGAUAGUCUAUAUCCUCUUGAAACUAGUGAAAGACGGUGCAUUCAAGGACAAGGAUGCCCUGCUUGACUACGUCUUUGAGCUUAUCGAAUUGACUGACUCGUCUGCUGAGGAUACCCAGGCACUAGCACAGUCACGGUUGAAGAUCAACCAAAUCCUCGCGGAGAUCUCUGGAUCCACCUCAUUCGCGCAGUACUAUCCGCUGGAUUCCCCUCUGGCCCAGUCUCUCAAGACGUGGCUAAUGUCGACGGAUGACCAGCUGCAGAUAUGCUCCUGUGUUAUCCUGGGCAACUUGGCUCGCUCAGACGCGACCUGCGAAAGGAUGGUUCAAGAUCUGAAAAUACAUGAAGAACUAAUAUCUAUCCUUAAGAGUGAUGUUAGAGGCGCGGUCUUACACUCUGCGCUUGGAUUCUUGAAGAACCUUGCGAUCGCUGGUAAUAACAGGCUGGUACUUGGAGAGGCUGGCAUACUCCAAGCGGUUUCACGUCUAUGGCAAUACGAGUCCGUCCCCCAGGUUCAGUUUGCCGCCACAAGCAUCGCACGGCAGGUGAUAGUGGCAGCGGUUGAUAAUAUUUCUCGUCUCCUAGAGGGACUCCCCAGGGACGGCACGGAUUCCAACGACGAACGGACGUAUUUGUCUUUGCUACUUGCUCUCUUCCAGAAGACAGACUCUACACCCAUCAAAACAGAGAUUGGACGCACUGUAGCCUCCAUAUGCCGUACAUUGGUGCCAAAGUCUCGGGAAGAGGAUCCUACUGCUGUUGCCCUGCUGGACAGGUUCUUCGACUUACAUGAGGAUAUCGCGCUGCCGGUUGGUGCUAUGAUCGCCCAAUUACAGUGGCCUGUCGUCCGGAGUGAAGGCUGGUUCGCAAUGGCCCUUAUGGCGUCCAAUAAAGGGGGCGCCAUGGCAGUUUCAAGAUCCCUACAAAGGAUGGAAAUUCUUCCACUGCUUGAGAAGACGUUGAGUGCAGAAGCCUCUGAACCCGCGGAGGAGACCGAACAAUUGCAGACAAAGAAAGAUCGUGACAAUAUUUCUGUCCUGGUGCAGGAGUUGCUGAAGAGCGAUCCCGACACGCUUGCCGAAACCGAUAAAUCUACCAUGCAGCAGUUAAUGCACAGCCAUGUGUCCAGGCAUCUUCAAGACUCCAAGCCAACAGAUGGAGAUGACGACAACGGGAAGACCGGCGAGAUGCAGAUGCUGGAAGUCUCGCGCCAGGAGGUACGAAAGACCGUCGACGACGACGCGCGAGGCUUGAAGCGAAUCUGGCAGACACUCUACGUCUUUACAUACUGUUACAUAUAUGAUCCGAUUGCGACGGGCUUCCGGUUUGUCCAUCUCGUCAUAAUCUUCCUACCUGUCAUCCUUACGGCUCCGACGAUAUGCUUUGGAAAGCAAUUGAAGGAUCGCGAGGGCAUACGCACAGGGGCUCUCUGGUGGUAUAGGUUUUUGGUCCGAUCUAUGGAACGCGCAGGCCCAGCGUUCAUCAAGCUUGGACAAUGGGCGGCCUCACGUACCGAUAUCUUCCCACCGGAACUCUGCGACAUCAUGUCAUCACUGCAUUCCAAUGCACCUGCACACUCAUUGCAUCAAACAAAGCGAACAAUAAGGAAGGCGUUCAAUUGGCUGCCAUUCGAGGACAUAUUCGAGGAAUUCCAAGAAGAACCAUUGGGCGUGGGCGCUAUCGCGCAGGUAUACAAGGCGAAGCUCAAGCCCAAUCUUGCGGGGACCGAUGACGACAUCGACCUUCAUCCACAUGGUAUACGAGACAAGGUACGAAAGAACGUUGGGGCGUUAGUCAAGAGCUCUCCUCAAAGGGUACCAUCGUCCUAUGUAGCCGUCAAGGUGCUUCAUCCGAGGGUAGAACGCGUGAUUCACAGAGAUCUGAAAAUCAUGUCGUUCUUCGCAUCCUUAGUCAACGCCAUACCUACCAUGAAUUGGCUAUCUUUACCGGAUGAAGUUCAUCAGUUUGGUGAAAUGAUGAAAUUACAAUUGGACCUACGGAUUGAAGCCACAAACCUUGUCAUGUUCCGUGAGAAGUUCAGGUCACGCACCACAGCCUGGUUCCCAUACCCGUAUCUGGACUAUUCUACCCGCGAGGUGCUCGUGGAGGAGUUUGCACAAGGUAUUCCACUAUCGACCUUCCUCGAGGUAGGUGGAGGCGUCUAUCAAGAAGAGAUCGCGAACGAAGGCUUAGAUGCCUUUCUCCAUAUGCUAUUGAUCGACAACUUCGUCCAUGCGGAUCUGCACCCCGGAAACAUCAUGGUUCGAUUCUACCGGCCGAGUGAAUUGAACCUGUCACUGGGGAAUAAAUCUCGCGCAUCGGAGGCACCAUCUGUGGAAGAGGUUGAUGUUACAGAAUCUGUGCUCGCACGGUUGCGCCCGCAUAUCAAUAAUCGGCGCGACUGGGUGAAAGCGCUCGAUGAUCUGAAUACUGAGGGUUAUCGACCCCAGCUCAUAUUCAUCGACACUGGACUAGUGACUCAACUGAAUGAGCUUAACCGGCGCAAUUUUAUUGACCUAUUUCGCGCCAUUGCCGAGUUCGACGGGUAUCGAGCAGGUGAGCUUAUGGUCGAACGAUGUCGUCAACCGGAUGCAGUGAUUGACCCAUAUUACUUCGCUCUGGGCAUGGAACACCUGGUGCUAAACAUUAAGUCACGCACGUUUGCUCUCGGUAGCGUCAAGAUUGGAGAUGUACUGAGCGAUGUCCUAUCCAUGGUCCGUAAACAUCACGUUCGACUCGAGGGGGACUUUGUUAAUGUCGUUAUCUCAUGUCUUCUCCUUGAGGGCAUUGGACGUAAUUUGGAUCCCAACCUUGAUCUUUUCAAGAGCUCCCUUCCCAUUUUACGGAAAUUGGGAUCUAACACUACCUCUUUCAAAUCCGUCCGGUCCGGCGACAUGUCCAUGCUUCGCGUAUGGGUAGGGCUGGAGGCGCGCGGAUUGCUCCAAAGCAGUUUCGAAACCGUCGAGCAAUGCAAGGGCAAGGAUUGA
Molecule: messenger RNA, 3594 nt
Organism: Aspergillus eucalypticola CBS 122712
Lineage: Eukaryota; Fungi; Ascomycota; Eurotiomycetes; Eurotiales; Aspergillaceae
Product: ABC1 kinase family protein
Exons: 10
Coding region: 1-3594 (1197 amino acids)
Biological process (GO): protein phosphorylation
Cellular component (GO): mitochondrion
Molecular function (GO): protein kinase activity; ATP binding
Source: RefSeq, a predicted model, not a curated record